AUGGCCUCAGGCACAUCCAUCACGGCAAUGAGGGAGGAAGCCACGUGCUCCAUCUGCCUGGAGAUGAUGACUGGGCCAGUGAGCAUCGACUGUGGGCACACCUUCUGUUGCAUCUGCAUCAUGCAAUUUUUUGAGAACCAGAGACAGGAGUCAUUAUCACUGGGGCUCUUCCGGUGUCCUGUAUGUAGGGAACAUUUUCAGCAGGAGAGCAUCCGGCCCAUACGGCAGCUAGAAAACCUCAUUGACACAAUCAGGAGGGUGGAGCAGGAAAGUUUGUGUGAGGAACACGGAGAGAAGCUCUGUCUGUUCUGUGAAGAUGACGGUCAGCUCAUCUGCUGGCGCUGUGAGCGGACACCACAGCACCGAGGGCACACCACGGUCCUCAGAGAAGAGGUAAGUCCAAGCUUCAAGAAAAGGUUCCAGGAAACUGUGACAAAACUGAGGGAAGUUGAUGAUGAAUAUACGACAUUGAAGCUGGACACAGAAGAUCAAAUAAUAAAAUGGAAUAGGGUUAUAGAGCACAGGCGACAGAGGAUCCAAUCUGACUUUAAGAAUCUCCAUACAUUCCUGCAUGAGGAGGAGAAGUCUUAUCUAUGGAGGCUAGAGGAAGAAAAAAAGGAAAUCUUGACGGAGCUGGAGAACAGAGUAGCCACCCUAGAAGACAAGAGUCAGGAACUGAAGAUGUGUAUCCUGGAGCUGGAGAGGAAUCGGGAGGGCUCUGCACAUGAAUUGCUGAAGAUUAUCCAACAGUAUCAGCUGGCUCUAGGAUUUGGGCCAAAACUUAAGCAAAAUACCAACAAAGCUAUUAGUCAUGUAGAUAGACCGAUGUCUGCCAUGGCGUUCAAUGCACAAAAGCCUUUCUAUAGGAAUAUUGGUACCAUGUGCAUUGUUUCUGAACUCUACUUUGAUCCGAAGAAAAUUUUAGAGCAAUAUCAAGCUAUCAUCACUCUGGAUCCAGAUACAGCUCACAGUGUCCUACAUCUGGCUGGGGAUGGGAAGCAGGUGUCUUGGGGACCCCCCCAGAGGAAGCGUGAUACGCCUUGGAGGUUUCAAGUCUCACCCUGUGUCCUGGGAUGUCAGACCUUCACUACAGGACGAUACUACUUUGAGGUGUCCAUACCAAAGGGACCUGAGUGGGAUGUAGGUGUUUGUCUGGAAAAUGUGCCAAGGGACAGUGAAGUGACACUGGAUCCUGAGAAUGGAUUCUGGGCCAUCCGACUGUGCAAACAGAAUGACUAUGUCGCCCUUACCUCUCCCCUCACUCCGCUUUGUCUGAGGGAGUUGGCUUGGUUUGUGGGGGUUUUCCUGGACUACGAAGCUGGACUUGUAUCAUUUUACAACAUGUACAGUGGUUCCCACAUCUUCACCUUCCCAAAGGCCUCCUUCUCUGAGCCCCUCAGGCCCUAUUUCCGUAUUGGUAAAGGUUCUCAUUUAUACCUCCCUUCAGUUUAG
Messenger RNA from Sorex araneus (European shrew), 1452 nucleotides. RefSeq names its product E3 ubiquitin-protein ligase TRIM38-like. Gene Ontology annotation, molecular function: zinc ion binding; protein binding. The transcript is spliced from 6 exons. The record is from RefSeq and is a predicted model, not a curated record. Lineage: Eukaryota; Metazoa; Chordata; Mammalia; Eulipotyphla; Soricidae. The coding region runs from base 1 to 1452 and encodes 483 amino acids.